This is a messenger RNA of Alosa alosa (allis shad), 6847 nucleotides long. RefSeq names its product rho-related BTB domain-containing protein 2-like. The transcript has 10 exons. Bases 269 to 2515 code for a protein of 748 amino acids. NCBI's taxonomy places the organism in Eukaryota, Metazoa, Chordata, Actinopteri, Clupeiformes, Clupeidae. Gene Ontology annotation, cellular component: cytoplasm. Gene Ontology annotation, molecular function: GTP binding; ubiquitin protein ligase binding; GTPase activity. The record is from RefSeq and is a predicted model, not a curated record. Gene Ontology annotation, biological process: small GTPase-mediated signal transduction; regulation of proteolysis; proteasome-mediated ubiquitin-dependent protein catabolic process.
UGCCGUUUGUGACUUGUGCACUGCAUACGGUAGCCGAGGUAGCAGUGUCGCUGUUGUCGAGGUGUUUUGUGCAGGGUUGGCUAUGAAUGAGACGGCGGGGUCCCAGAGUCCUCAGCCGUCUGCAAUUUCUCGGCGUAUUUAAGUAUCGGGGAUCUGACGAAAACAGCUCACAUAAGAAGGCGGUAACAGAAAGCUUUCAGCAUAGGUGUGCUGAUACUGUUUACGAAAAUGAAGUAUACUGGUUUUCCUAUGUGGCGAGCUACAUCCAAUGGAGAUUCAUCCCUCUUUUCGGCUCUUAACAUCGGCAGACCCGAUGCCUCACUUUCCUUUGAUGCGGCCCCAGUUGAUGGAUUCUGACAUGGACUAUGAGAGACCAAACGUUGAAACUAUCAAGUGUGUGGUGGUCGGGGACAACGCUGUAGGGAAGACACGCCUCAUCUGUGCCCGUGCCUGCAAUGCCACCCUCACCCAGUAUCAGCUCCUUGCCACCCAUGUGCCCACAGUAUGGGCCAUAGACCAGUACAGAGUAUGCCAAGAGGUUUUGGAACGUUCUAGGGAUGUGGUGGAUGACGUGAGUGUGUCCUUGCGCCUGUGGGACACUUUUGGUGAUCAUCACAAAGAUCGGCGCUUUGCCUAUGGCAGAUCUGAUGUGGUUGUACUGUGCUUCUCAAUUGCCAACCCCAACUCACUGCACCAUGUCAAAACCAUGUGGUACCCCGAAAUCAAGCACUUCUGCCCCAGAGCGCCCGUCAUCCUGGUGGGCUGUCAGCUUGACCUGCGCUAUGCCGACCUGGAGGCAGUGAACCGAGCACGACGUCCACUGGCAAGACCGAUUAAAUCCCAUGAAAUUCUGCCUCCGGAGAGGGGCCGCGAAGUUGCCAAGGAGAUUGGGGUGCCAUACUACGAGACGAGCAUCGUGGCUCAGUUUGGGGUGAAGGAUGUUUUCGACAACGCCAUUCGCGCAGCCCUCAUCUCGCGACGCCACCUGCAGUUCUGGAAGUCGCACUUGCGCAACGUGCAGCGGCCGCUCCUGCAGGCGCCCUUCCUGCCGCCCAAGCCUCCGCCGCCCAUCAUCACCAUCCCGGCGCCGCCCUCGUCCAUCGAGGAGCACCCCGUCCGGCUGCUGGAGGACCCGCUGUGCGCCGACGUCAUCCUGGUGCUCCAGGAGCGCGAGCGCAUCUUCGCCCAUCGCAUCUACCUGGCCACCGCCUCCUCCAAGUUCUACGACCUCUUCCUGAUGGACAUCGUGCGGCCCGCGGAGAAGGAGGAGGAGGGCCCCCCUGAGCAUCAGCGCCGCCCGCCACUGCAUUCGCGGCCUCCCUCCUCGCGGCCCCCCGCCAGCCUCUCGGGCCGCGAGCUGCUGAUGCGCGCGGCCAGCUUCGACGUGUGCGAGAGCGUGGUGGAGGGCGACCGGGCCAACCUCCGCGCCUGCACCAGCGACGGGACCCUGAGGCGGGGCGAAGCCGAGGAGCGAAUGGCGCGCGGCCGCCUCCUCUCCUCCUGGAGCCGGGCCUUCCUGAGCAUCCAGGAGGAGCUGGUGGACGACCCGGUCACCUACAACCCCAGGCCCAUGACAGUGGUGCACAUGGACCCGUCCAUGCAGCCUGGGCCGUUCCGCGCCGUGCUGCGAUACCUGUACACCGGCCAGCUGGACGAGCACGAGAGGGAGCUCAUGCACAUCGCCCACAUCGCCGAGCUGCUCGAGGUGUUCGACCUGCGCAUGAUGGUGGCCAACAUCCUCAACAAUGAGGCCUUCAUGAACCAGGAGAUCACCAAAGCCUUCCACGUGCGACGCACCAACAGGGUCAAAGAGUGCCUGGCCAAAGGCACCUUCUCAGAUGUGGCGUUCAAGCUGGAUGAUGGGACCAUCAUGGCCCACAAGCCCCUGCUGAUCUCCAGCUGUGAUUGGAUGGCUGCAAUGUUUGGAGGACCUUUUGUGGAGAGCUGCACUAAAGAGGUAUUAUUUCCCAACACCACCACCAGUUGUAUGCGGGCUGUGUUAGAGUACCUCUACACUGGGGUCUUCUGCUCCCGUUCAGACCUAGACUCGAUGGAGCUCAUAGUUCUCGCCAACCGCCUUUGCCUGCCACACCUGGUUGCCCUUACAGAGCUUUACACCGUGACCCUACUGAGGGAGGCUGCCAUGAUGGGAGUUGACAUAGAUGGAGAUGUACUGUUGAAUUUGGAGGUGGCUCAGUUCCAUGGUGCUUAUCAGCUGACGAGCUGGUGCCUCCACCACAUCUGCACCAACUACAACAGUGUUUGCCGCAAGUUUCCCCGUGACAUGAAAGCCAGGUCUGCAGAGAACCAGGAGUACUUUGAGAAGCAGCGCUGGCCUCCGGUGUGGUACCUGAAAGAGGAUGACCACUACCAGCGCGCUCGGAAGGAGCGCGAGAAAGAGGAUUACCUCUACCAGAAGAGGCAGUGCAAGCGCAAGUGGCUUUUCUGGAACCUUCCGUCAUCACCUUCGUCCAGCUCACCAUCGUCCUCAGGCUCGUCCUCAGCAGUCAUCUGAGAGGCUCUCAGGGUGACGCCCGUGUCUUCUUCAGGGGAUUCCAGAGGCAAUUAUGUUUUUUUUCUGGUUUGAGGAGUAUUAGCGUUAUUUCCAUUUCCCUAUACUGUAAUAAGGUAUUUGUUUGCUCUCCCAGUUGAGGAGGAGAAAAUGAGCCACAAAAAAAGAGAUUUUGUCCUUUUUUGUCCAUUUUUUCUCUCACACCAGGGUGGCUAGUACCAUUUAAACCUCUGUAUGUAGUCAUUAGAAAUCAAUUCCACUGCACACUGUUUUAUUACAGAGGCCAAACUGACAGCUAGAUACACUGCAAAUCAGUGCAGGGUCCUCCCAAGUGGCUACUGCUGGAUGAGGAGAGAGCUGGUCUAUCUCUCCUGAUGAAAUUAAAACAGAACUGGUUUGAUUGACCUGGGGGUCAUAACUGAAAGCUUGCCAGGUGCUUAUCAGCUGCUAUGGACAACUUGAGAAGAGAAGCAAACAACCAGCAAUCUCAAACAACAACAACAACAACAACAACAACUACAGCAUAUUAUCUCAGUGACGAAACAUCUAUCAAGCUUAUCACUCAAACUUUCACAUCCUCUUAUCCUCAGUAGCGGAAUUUAUUCCACGUGUACAGAGUAUCAGUUACAAAAGGCUGGUGUUUUCCUUCUGGAACGGACAAGUUCUUCAGGUUUCUCACUUGACAUAACAUGUUACUGAUAACUUGGUUAAAUAUGCUGGAGCAGGGAGGAGGUCCUAGACCUACAAAGGAACAGGGACUUACCUGGGCUCUGUAUUCAUCUACUUUUAUUUCUGGUUUAAAAAAGUUUAGAUAAGUGUCAUGAUUGUAUGAUGCAAGAGAUUGGUUUGAAGGAAUGUGUUGGGGAUCCAUGCAAGAGCAUCUCUGUAAAGAACAGGUAAGAUAUCCUUUUUGACCACUGUUUUUUUUUUUCAUUUGAUCUAUGUGUGUCAUAUUCCAUUUUAUUGCCAGAGAUGGAACCUGUUGGAGAUGCUAAUUCACUCAUGAAUGAGAUUUUGAAGAUGUUUUUUUUCUUCUUUUUUUUCUUUUUUUUACCUUUGAUAUCUCCCUGUUGUCGCAAACUGAGCCGUAAUUCCCUGUUUGCUGCUGAGUCUUCUCAAUCAGGCUUGUGGCCUGGCCUGACCUGUUCUGGUUCUGAGGGGUCAUAUCCCAGCAUUUGAUAUGGCUGUGAGAAAAUUGGAUAUCUGCUGAUGUGCAUUUAUGACCUUCAGGUCCAGCAGAUGUGAUUCCCAAAUUGUUUAGACUAUAACCCUACAAAUUAUUUAACUCUGACGCACAACAGUCACAAUUUCUGAUUUUUUUUUUCAGGUAAGAUGUGCACAUUGUACAGUGUUAUCCAUAUCUGAUGUGUGGUACAUGUCUGUAAAGGGCUCUCUUUGUGUAGUGCACUGCUUUAUAUACACACACACACACACACACACACAGACACACACAUCUUUUGAUGUGUUUAUAGGCCGACUGAUACGUUUUUAGAGACUUGAAUUAGGAAUUGCAUUUGGGAUGCCACUAAGCUCAACUGCAUGUGCAGUGUCUGUGAAACCUACAGACCACUGGUUGAGUGGAGAGAUUAGGCUCUCCCGAUUUGAACCAUAAAAAAGAUGCAUUUUCAUUCGUUCUGAGACAUCAGUGUGUAAAUGAGUGGACAUAGCUUUUUUGUUUUCUGAGGGAAAAAAGCAAGAGAGGAAAAAAGCGGAUCGUUUCGUAACAUGAGCAUUCCUCUGUUGCUGGAGCGCUGUGAGGCAGCUGUGCCUGAGUGCUCUCUCCCCUCUCUGGGGGUAGUACAGAGGGACACAGCUAGCCUAUAGCCCCCCUGGGGGUAGUACAGAGGGACACAGCUAGCCUAUAGCCUGCAGCGGAGCGGAGGGGAGCCAGGCCAAGUGAGGGAACAGAACAGACACAACUUCUGUUUUUACAAGCUGUUUCCUUCUAAACACGUUGUGCAUCACAUUCGCUGGUGAUGAAACGUUUAGACCCCUAGUAGGGCUGCAAUGAAUAAUCGUUAGUUGCAUCCCUAACCCACUAGUUAAUACUUAGAGAGUACCCACUAGAGUCCACCUCAGUCCUUUGGCCACAUACAAGGAUAAAAAACUCCAUACGAUUCUCAGCUGACUGUAGAAUAUACUGCUAUAUUAAGGUCGUAAAAUGCUUAGUGUUAGUCACUUAGAAUGUAGCAUCUGCAUCUUGCAGCAAAAAUGAGAGACAGAGACCAUUCACAUCACGUGUGGCGGUAAAAGGUUCUACUGUACAGUGCGAGUUGUCAUUCACACAGCAAUGUUAUGUGAUUGUCUUGUGAUGUCGACACAGUCAGCUGUUGAGGCAUCUCCAGAGCAUGGGGCACAGGAGAGACUGUGUUUUAACUCUUGACUGAUUGUAUGCUGAUCUUGAAUUUUCUGCUUCACCAUUUGAUUGUGUAGCGAAAAUUGCCAUGUAAUAAUCACUAUAAUGCUUGAUUACCGGUAGGUACUCUGGUUAUACAGUAUGUACAUAUAACAAAGCUUUGCCUUAGUUGUGCCAAGAUGAUGAAUGGUAAUUAUUUGGCAGAAACGAAUACAAACAGAGCUUAUUAAUGUAGAAAAUGAACAGGCUUGCACACUCCUUUCUGGUUAAAAGAUUGUAGAACGAUUCAUUUCCUUGGAAGGAGCUACUUGUAUGCAGAGAAACAGUACAUAUCUGUAAAACACAUGUAUUCCUUUGCCCUUUGAACUGGGAAGUAAAAUCAGAAUGAGAUUUACUUGAUUUUAAAUACAAAGGCUGCAUGUGCUAGACUUAAUUGCUGUAGAAAUACUUCUGGAUAUUUACAGGUAAUUGGGAGAAAAUAAAAAUGUCUGAGAGUUUUAGAUUUUUUCAAGAUUUUGGAGGUGUCAUUAACGUUGAGUGUUACAGUAUGUAAUUUGGUACUGUGUAGUGGUGUAGUAUAUGUGGAUUAGUUUGAGAACAUACUAAUUUUGAAGGGGCAAAUUCCCAUGUUAUUUAUCAUUAGUUUUAUGUAUCUCCAUAGAUAGCACGAUAAAAGUAAAGUCAUAUCAUGUUUGAUCAUAUUUGAUCAGGUAAGCAUACUGUGUAUGGAUGUUUGCAACAUAGAAUACAUUAUUAUUAUUUUUUCAUCAAGGGAGUAUAAAUCACUCUUAAUCUAAAUAUAUGUGCAGGCUGCAGUUUAGCCCACUGAAGGGUGCAUUAAAGGAGGAAAAAACAGUUUAUUAGGGACAUAGUUCAGAGAAUUAUCACCAUGUUGAACUGAAAUGGUGAACUCAUGCCUUAAUUAAAGUUUGUGUGACAGUGAAUGUGGGUUUCAUCAGUGUAUUUGCUAUUAUGUGGAAAUGUUGCUGAUAGGCCUACCUAACAUACUAAAUGUAUUAUACAUUCUGUGUGUGUACACUGUAUUGUAAGUAGACUGUGUUAAGCACUUGUCCGCUUGUGCUUGUUCAAAUGUGCAUUGGGCAGCGUUGUUAGACUGUUUUUUUUUAUGUCCACAGUCAUGUGAGCCAGAUUGAGAAUGUGCUUUGAAUGUAAGAUGAGAUAACAUGCCUUUCACAACAAGACAGGCUCUUUGACCUCCCUCAUGAUCCACUCUGUUUUCAAAUGUAUGCAGGGAAAGCCAAUCAUUUGUACUCCACUUUUAGAAAAGUUGUUUCACUCCAUCAAAUGGUUAAUCAGAGAUGAAUCCAAGCAUAAAAACAACAAAAUGGCCACUGUCAGACUCAGGUGGUAUUGGCAGAACACUGAGCAUAAGAUGAACUUUAGUUGUCUAUGUAAAUACUGUAUUUCAGGAUAGAAACUAACAUUAGCUGAUAAUGUGCACUAUGCAUCACGAUAGAUUCACUGUAGGAACACAAAAAGCACGCUGUGAGAAUAUUUUACCUGCUUGGAUUAGCAAGACAUCAGGUGAUUUAAAAAAUAUAAAAUGUAGAACAUUUUACUGAGGGAACAUUUGUGUUCUCCUCUGAGCUUUUGAAGCCCUUUUCCAUGUGUUAGGUGCUAACACCACGGCUGCAGAAAAGCACAAACCAAAGGGAGCUUGUUGCAGCAACAGGAAGUACAAAAAAAGUACUUGGCUGCACAAUCACAAUAGCAUAGUCGCCUGAGAAACGCCUUGUGAUGAAAUUACUUAAUACUUCAAACUUGAAUGGUUUUUCUGUAUAUAGAAUUGACAUGAUUUCUUGUCAAUUGCUGAUUUUGUCUUAAUUUUGUCGUUAUUUUUUUAAACUGUAUAGUUAAGAAGUUUGUAAUGCCUGUGGGGUGGGUUGGUGAAGUCUUACAUGUGCUCUGGAUGAGAAGUGUAAAUAGUCUUUAUUUAAUAAAUUUGGAUCAGCCCACUG